Messenger RNA from Haliotis rubra (blacklip abalone), 402 nucleotides. RefSeq lists its product as uncharacterized. The record is from RefSeq and is a predicted model, not a curated record. Lineage: Eukaryota; Metazoa; Mollusca; Gastropoda; Lepetellida; Haliotidae. The transcript has 2 exons. The coding region runs from base 1 to 402 and encodes 133 amino acids.
AUGGCGGCAAACACGUCCAACCAUCUACCCAACCACAACUACCUCACCGAGCCUAAACACCUCUCUGAGCCCAACUACUUUUACAAGCACAACCACUACAUCCACCUUAUCGAGACCAACCACCUUAGUGAACUCAACCACUUCUACAAGCACAACCACUACAUCCACCUUACCGAGACCAACCACCUUAGUGAACUCAACCACUUCUACAAGCACAACCACUACAUCCACCUUACCGAGACCAACCACCUUAGUGAACUCAACCACUUCUACAAGCACAACCACUACAUCCACCUUACCGAGACCAACCACCUUAGUGAACUCAACCACUUCUACAAGCACAACCACUACAUCCACCUUACCGAGACCAACCACCUUAGUGAACACAACCACUUCACUUAG